Bacidia gigantensis is the source of this 711-nucleotide messenger RNA. RefSeq lists its product as uncharacterized. Gene Ontology annotation, molecular function: transmembrane transporter activity. The coding region runs from base 1 to 711 and encodes 236 amino acids. The record is from RefSeq and is a predicted model, not a curated record. Lineage: Eukaryota; Fungi; Ascomycota; Lecanoromycetes; Lecanorales; Ramalinaceae. The transcript has 2 exons. Gene Ontology annotation, biological process: transmembrane transport.
AUGGCGACUACUCAGCGACAGAAUUACCAUGGGCUUCAUUCUAGAUUUCAAGUAGUCAAUGAUCUGUCGGCGUUUGGGGCCAGCUGGCGACUACUUGCCCUUAUGCUCUGCUCCCCUGUGGGUACUGUCCUUUCGGGACUUCUCGUGACGAGAGUCAAAGUUGCUCCUUUGUAUAUUUUCUUAGUUGGUGCUAUACUGCAGACUAUUGGACUUAGCCUUAUGGGUACCCUGUCAGUCUCUAACAAUGGAGUACCUUCGGCUCAAUAUGGCUAUCAAGUACUUCUUGGGCUGGGUAUCGGAUUGACACUGAGUGUAUUGAUCGUUGCAGCCCCGCUAGCAAUCGAGGAGAAAGACACAGGUCUGUGUCUUCUCAAUGUCGUGUUAGAGGUUGCUAACACCGAUACAGCAGUCUUCGUUGGUGCGAUAACGCAAGCUCGAAUCCUAGGAGGAAGCAUCGGCCUAGCUGUAUGCACUAACAUACUCAACACCAAGAUCGAGUCAGCCUCUGGCUGGCUCUCAUCCAAACAGUUAAGCGACUUACUUCAAUCAGCGCAAACUAUCAAAACCUUGCCUCCAAAUCUACAGCAAAGCAUAAGGCAACUGUUCGGGAAAGGAUAUAAUGAACAAAUGCAGGUCAUGACAGCAUUUGGGGGUGCCGCAGUGCUCGCAGGUUUGAUGAUGUGGGAAAAGCAGCCACGAAAAAUGCACUAA